CGCUGAUUGGCUGCUCGCUGACAUCCUCAAACCCGGCUGCUCCGCGCUGGGCUCGGGAGGGGGGCGGCUUCGGGUGGAGGUGCGCUUCUGACAAGCCCGAAAGUCAUUUCCAAUCUCAAGUGGACUUUGUUCCAACUAUUGGGGGCGUCGCUCCCCCUCUUCAUGGUCGCGGGCAAACUUCCUCCUCGGCGCUGCUUCUAAUGGAGCCCCACCUGCUCGGGCUGCUCCUCGGCCUCCUACUCUGUGGCACCAGGGUCCUCGCUGGCUACCCAAUUUGGUGGUCCCUGGCCCUGGGCCAGCAGUACACGUCCCUGGGAUCUCAGCCUCUGCUCUGCGGCUCCAUCCCAGGCCUGGUCCCCAAGCAACUGCGCUUCUGCCGCAAUUACAUCGAAAUCAUGCCCAGCGUGGCCGAGGGUGUGAAGCUGGGCAUCCAGGAGUGCCAGCACCAGUUCCGGGGCCGCCGCUGGAACUGCACCACCAUAGAUGACAGCCUGGCCAUCUUUGGGCCCGUCCUUGACAAAGCCACCCGCGAAUCGGCCUUCGUGCACGCCAUCGCCUCUGCUGGCGUGGCCUUCGCAGUCACGCGCUCCUGCGCUGAGGGCACCUCCACCAUCUGCGGCUGCGAUUCCCAUCAUAAGGGGCCGCCUGGCGAGGGCUGGAAGUGGGGCGGCUGCAGCGAGGACGCCGACUUCGGUGUGCUUGUGUCGCGUGAGUUCGCAGACGCGCGCGAGAACAGGCCAGACGCGCGCUCGGCCAUGAACAAGCACAACAACGAGGCAGGCCGCACGACCAUCCUGGACCACAUGCACCUCAAGUGCAAGUGCCACGGGCUGUCAGGCAGCUGUGAGGUGAAGACCUGUUGGUGGGCCCAGCCCGACUUCCGUGCCAUCGGUGACUUCCUCAAGGACAAGUACGACAGCGCCUCAGAGAUGGUGGUGGAGAAGCACCGCGAAUCUCGCGGCUGGGUGGAGACGCUCCGCGCCAAGUACGCGCUCUUCAAGCCGCCCACCGAGAGGGACCUGGUCUACUACGAGAACUCCCCCAACUUUUGUGAGCCCAAUCCGGAGACAGGCUCCUUUGGCACCAGGGACCGGACUUGCAAUGUCACCUCCCACGGCAUCGAUGGCUGUGACCUGCUCUGCUGUGGUCGCGGCCACAACACGAGGACGGAGAAGCGGAAGGAGAAAUGUCACUGCAUCUUCCACUGGUGCUGCUAUGUGAGCUGCCAGGAGUGCAUCCGCAUCUACGACGUGCACACCUGCAAGUAGGGAGCAAGGGCCCUGGGAAAGGUGAAGUGUGUGGCUGGGCAGAUUCACUGAAGUCCUACGGGGAGCAGGACCUACGCCGGGCUCAGCCCUCCGCAUCAGACAGCAAGGAACCCAGACUGUUGCCAGAUGCACGUGUGGUAAAUUACCUGGACCCAACCCGCCCGCUGACUGGGAGGCCGCCGUCCCUCUCUCCGGUCUUCAGUUUCUCACCCUACUCUGGAUGGUGUGUGGCUUUUAAAGAAGGGGCUCUCUUUUUAGUUCUCUGGGGUCUGAUAGGAAACAGACCUGAGGCUUAUCUUUGCACAUGUUAAAGAAAAUAAAAAUGGAAAAAAAUUGCUACUCCAACGGAACAGGCUGGGCUACUGUGAGCUCUUUGCCUGGUGGUAAAGACAUCGGCAUGGGCAAGAUUCCGUCUCCAAACUGCUUCUCCUGGUGACAUUCCAAGAUGCCUGUGAGGUGGGAGUUACGAAGUAGGACAAACCCCUGCAGUUUCCUUUUGUCUGUCUACUCCGAUUCAAAUCUGAUAGACUUUCACGUUCUGAUAAAAGCCAUAGGGGUAGCGAGGAUAAAGUGGUAGGGAGGCCCAAGGCGAUUGUUAGAGUAGGGUUUUGAGUUUGGAAGAACUAGGAGCUCUGGGUGACCUGGUAAGUUGUUUGAAGAGCAGCCGUGUGUUCUUCUCAGCCUCAUUUUCUCUGUAACCCUGUUCUGCACCAGAGGCUCUUGUGAACUGCAGUCAGAUCUCAAAAUCUUUUUCUACCAUCUGCAGUUUCCACCAUUAAUGCAGUAUUUUUUUUUUUUUUUUGGGUAGUGGCCGUUGUAAAUAGGUUAUGUAUGGGGGAGGGGGGGACGGCCUUCUCCAGCCCAAAUGGUUUCCUAAAGAAAGGAGUGGUAUCUCUGGAAGAGGCCAUUCAAUCCCUCCCAGCCCUGCUCACCUGCAGGUUCUCCAUCAAUGUAAUGCCAGGUGGAGCAGCUGGACGCGAGGUCACCUUAGCAUCAAUUCGACAAAGGGUCAAUGAGAGAGUAGCAGUCUAUUCCUUAAGUUCCAAUUCUGAGACUACUAGAUGGGGAGGGUAAAAAUGAUUCCUUGGCUUCCUCUCCAGUGAGGACACGUCUUCCUGCCUCCUGUCCUUCCUUUGGCCUGUGCGAGUAAACAGAAAUGCCGAGUUCUUGACCACAGAGCUCCUGGCCUCACCUGCAUGCUGACAGUUACCGAGGAGCAGGAUUAGGUGGUCCAAGGGGAGCAUGCAGUCACCUCCCUUGGGAAAAGCACCUCACAGCGGAGUUCUCCUCGAUCCACACUGGUCCUCUAGAGUCCCAGAGGAAGGUAGCAAAACAGGCAGAUGGAUUCGACAGCGUGAACCAAUCCCACAGCGCUGUCUUUAAGGAGAAUCAGGAAGCGAUGCAGCGGGGGUAGCGAAUAGGACGCUUUCUCUUCCGCUUCUCCCGUCUCUCUUUGGUCUACCUAACACUGACCUAAAAUACCAGGUCAGGCCAUCUUCCUGCUCGCCCAGGCAGGUUUGCCAAGACCACCGUCUGGGAGCCAUGCCUGCACUCUGGAAUCCGUUGGCCACAAGCCCUGCUAAAGAUACACACCCCAUCCCCGCUAGAGAGUCCGAAUUGCCCCUCCUCGUCUCACUUUAGACUGAAAAGUUUUAAAUCAUGUCAACCGGAUAACGCUUGCUUUACGUGAGAAUUACUUCAGCAAAAUGGGACACAAAUGUUCACAACCGUCUUUUUCGUAUCUAUGUAUUCCAUAUGAAAAGUGACCAAGUCAUGUUUCCGGGGCGUAUUCAAGUAGCCGACAAGUCAUUAUUUAAUAAUAGUACAUCGAGUGCAUUGUAAUUAUUCUCGCCGUAGUCAGGUAAUAGUCUCCAAUGGAAAUUUCCUACCAACCUGCUGUAUCCAAAGUUUUGUAAAAAGUUGUAGAAGUUGUUGAUCUUUUUGAUUUUAUAUUCAAAAAGUCUCUUUUUAUAAAUAUUAUUUAUUAUACAAUGUAUAUACCUUUGAGUUAACUAAGAUUAUAUAUUAUAUAAAUAUAUAUAUAUUUGGAGAAAAUAUAUUUCAUCAUGCAGUUUUUUUCUGUUAAGUCAUUAAAGAGAAGGUAAACAAAC
Hipposideros armiger (great roundleaf bat) is the source of this 3379-nucleotide messenger RNA. RefSeq names its product Wnt family member 3 (gene WNT3). The record is from RefSeq and is a predicted model, not a curated record. The coding region runs from base 201 to 1268 and encodes 355 amino acids. Gene Ontology annotation, molecular function: frizzled binding; cytokine activity. The transcript has 5 exons. Gene Ontology annotation, cellular component: extracellular region. Gene Ontology annotation, biological process: neuron differentiation; canonical Wnt signaling pathway; multicellular organism development. NCBI's taxonomy places the organism in Eukaryota, Metazoa, Chordata, Mammalia, Chiroptera, Hipposideridae.